GCUGGACCGGCUCAGCGCCGCUCGGUUUCCCCGUGCGAUCCCGGCUCGCUCUGGCCGGGCGGCGGCGGCGGCAGCAAGGGGAUGGGGGCCCGCUUGGGGAAGUGGGUGAAGAUCGAUGAAGAUUAUUUUUCUUUUUAAGGAUUCCUUAGGUUCCUCCCGCCGUCUCUCCUUAGAGCCUUUUCAGAGGAGAUCGUGAACCAGAGUCCGGGAUGUAAAGAGAGGAGGGAAAACGCCACGCCUGGAGCUCCAGCCAGCCGGGGAGACCCUCCUCUCGGCGGAGGGGAGGGGGAUUUCCAGCAAGACAUCAUUGGCGAAGGGGAUCGUCGCAGGGAGAGGAGUCCCCAGGGAUCGGGAAUCCCCCAGCCCUUUGUGGUGCCUGCUGAACGGGUCUAUGGGAGCUAGUGUGGCCAUGGAAAUGCCUGCCCCAGAGGGAUGUCACUUUAGCUGACCUUCCACGGCUCAUUGUGUUGAAGACUCUGACUCCACAGCUGUGUUCAGUUCAAAAUGGCAGAAAAGGCUCCCCCGGGGCUAAACAGGAAGACUUCAAGGUCAACACUCUCUCUUCCACCAGAACCUGUGGACAUCGUCCGGAGCAAAACGUGUUCACGGAGAGUCAAAAUCAACGUGGGGGGCCUGAACCACGAGGUUCUGUGGAGAACGUUGGACCGGCUGCCCAGGACACGCCUGGGGAAGCUGCGCGACUGCAACACGCACGAGAGCCUCCUGGAGGUGUGCGACGACUACAACCUGAACGAAAAUGAGUACUUCUUCGAUCGGCAUCCAGGCGCCUUCACUUCCAUUCUGAAUUUCUACCGGACAGGGAAACUCCAUAUGAUGGAAGAGAUGUGUGCUCUCUCCUUCGGCCAGGAGCUAGAUUACUGGGGCAUUGACGAGAUCUACCUAGAGUCCUGUUGCCAAGCCAGGUAUCACCAAAAGAAAGAGCAAAUGAAUGAAGAACUGAGGCGUGAGGCAGAGACCAUGCGAGAGCGGGAGGGAGAAGAAUUUGAUAACACCUGCUGCCCCGAGAAAAGGAAGAAGCUGUGGGACUUGCUGGAGAAGCCCAACUCCUCGGUGGCUGCAAAGAUCUUGGCCAUUGUGUCCAUCCUGUUCAUCGUACUCUCCACCAUCGCUCUGUCUCUCAACACCCUCCCAGAGCUCCAGGAGACCGAUGAAUUCGGGCAGGCCAGUGACAACCCCCAGCUGGCACACGUGGAGGCGGUGUGCAUUGCUUGGUUUACCAUGGAGUACCUGUUACGCUUCCUCUCCUCGCCAAACAAGUGGAAGUUCUUCAAAGGCCCGCUCAACGUCAUCGACUUGCUGGCCAUCUUGCCCUAUUACGUCACCAUCUUCCUCACGGAGUCCAACAAGAGCGUGCUGCAGUUCCAGAACGUGCGGCGCGUGGUCCAGAUCUUCCGCAUCAUGCGCAUCCUCCGGAUCCUGAAGCUCGCCAGGCACUCGACGGGCCUGCAGUCCCUGGGCUUCACCCUCAGGCGGAGUUACAAUGAGUUGGGCUUGUUGAUACUGUUUCUGGCCAUGGGGAUCAUGAUAUUCUCCAGCCUGGUGUUCUUCGCGGAGAAGGAUGAGGACGCAACCAAGUUCACCAGUAUCCCGGCAUCCUUCUGGUGGGCCACCAUCACCAUGACCACCGUGGGCUACGGUGACAUCUACCCAAAAACAUUACUGGGGAAGAUCGUGGGCGGCCUCUGCUGUAUCGCUGGGGUCCUGGUGAUUGCCCUUCCCAUCCCAAUCAUCGUGAACAAUUUCUCUGAGUUUUACAAGGAGCAGAAACGCCAGGAGAAGGCAGUGAAACGGAGGGAGGCUCUGGAGCGGGCCAAGAGGAAUGGAAGCAUCGUCUCCAUGAACUUAAAGGAUGCCUUCGCUCGAAGCAUGGAGCUGAUCGAUGUGGCCGUGGAGAAGACAGGGGAGCCGGCCAAGACCAAGGACCCCACCGACGACAAUCACCUGUCGCCCAGCCGGUGGAAGUGGGCCAGGAAGGCUCUGUCGGAAACCAGCUCCAACAAGUCCUACGAGAACAAGUACCAGGAGGUUAGCCAAAAAGACUCCCACGAGCAGCUGAACAACACCUCCGCCUCCAGCCCGCAGCAUCUGAGCGCGCAGAAGCUGGAGAUGCUGUACAACGAGAUCACCAAGACCCAGCCCCACGGCCACCCCAACGCCGACGGCCAGGAGCAGCCCGAGCGGCCGUCAGCCUACGAGGAGGAGAUCGAGAUGGAGGAGGUGGUGUGCCCGCAGGAGCAGCUGGCCGUGGCGCCCGCCGAGGUGGUCAUGGACAUGAAGAGCACCUCCAGCAUCGACAGCUUCACCAGCUGCGCCACCGACUUCACCGAGACCGACAGGUCGCCCCUGCCCCCGCCCUCCGCUUCCCACCUGCAGAUGAGGUUCCCGCCCGACCUCCUCCCGGGCACCGAGGAGCCCCACAGGGCCAGGGGCCCCCCUUUCCUGACACUCGCCAGAGAGAGAGGCCCGGCGGCCCGGGGUGCCUCCCUAGAAUACGUCCCGGUCAAUCUAACUGGGCACCUCGAUGCCAGCGGUUCCCAAAGCGGGCUCCACGGCCCUGGGCCCUCUGACAGUGCCCCCGGGAGCCCUCGGAGCUCCCUGAGAGGCAGCCACCCCCUGAAAUCCAGGUCGUUCAAAGUGAAUUUCAAGGAGAACAGAGGCAGUGCCCCGCAGACCCCGCCCAGCACAGCCAGGCCGCUGCCGGUCACGGUGGCCGACUUUCCCACCGCUGCCCCGCAGCUCAUCAGCACCAUCCUCCUGGAGGAAAACCCCCCGCAGGCGGACAGGCCCCUGCUGGGGACGGAGGUGUCCGCGCCUUGUCAGGGACCCGCCCGAGGGCCGAGCCCCCGGUUUGCCAAGCAGAAACUCUUCCCUUUCCCAUCGAGGGAGAGGAGCAGCUUCACCGAGGUGGACACCGGGGACGACGAUGACUUCCUAGAGCUGCAAGGGCCCGGGCAGGCCGGGCAGGCCGACCCCAGCCCUAACUGCUUCGCCGAGAAGCCUAGCAAUGGGAGAGACCCUCUGAGGGAAGAGGCCUGUGCAGGCUCUUCCUCCCCCCAGGACACAAGUCACAACUGUAGGCAAGACGUUUACCACCACGCCGUGGCUGACGUGAAAAAGGACAGCAGCCAAGAAGGGUGCAAAAUGGAAAACCACCUGUUCGCCCCAGAAACACAUUCCAACCCAGGAGACACAGGUCACUGUCCCACACGUGAAACCAGCAUGUGACUAGUUACAAAAGCAAUAAAAAAAGAAGAAAAAAAAAACUUGUUUCUUAAAAUUACGGUUAAUAAUGCCUGUGAACUAACACAUGGGACGCUCGCCUCCUCCCCCGACCCCCCUCAAAAAAAGUGCAUAAAAUGUUAUUUUUGCAUGGCAUGAGCAGUUUAGUUUAAGUACUGUUUAAAUAAAGAGCCAAGACUGCUUUUUUGUAACAAACAGACAAAAAUGACUGAGGAUCGGUGACCAAAUAAAGAGAGCUCCGCGAGGAGCCGGUAUUCUG
Pipistrellus kuhlii (Kuhl's pipistrelle) is the source of this 3520-nucleotide messenger RNA. RefSeq names its product potassium voltage-gated channel subfamily B member 2 (gene KCNB2). The coding region runs from base 505 to 3246 and encodes 913 amino acids. Gene Ontology annotation, biological process: protein homooligomerization; potassium ion transmembrane transport. NCBI's taxonomy places the organism in Eukaryota, Metazoa, Chordata, Mammalia, Chiroptera, Vespertilionidae. Gene Ontology annotation, molecular function: protein binding; delayed rectifier potassium channel activity. The record is from RefSeq and is a predicted model, not a curated record. The transcript is spliced from 3 exons. Gene Ontology annotation, cellular component: voltage-gated potassium channel complex; membrane.